Molecule: messenger RNA, 2643 nt
Organism: Tupaia belangeri chinensis (Chinese tree shrew)
Lineage: Eukaryota; Metazoa; Chordata; Mammalia; Scandentia; Tupaiidae
Gene: NPAS4
Product: neuronal PAS domain protein 4
Exons: 8
Coding region: 139-2541 (800 amino acids)
Biological process (GO): regulation of transcription by RNA polymerase II
Molecular function (GO): DNA-binding transcription factor activity, RNA polymerase II-specific; protein dimerization activity; RNA polymerase II transcription regulatory region sequence-specific DNA binding
Source: RefSeq, a predicted model, not a curated record
CGAGCGGAGCCCAGGAGAGGAGAGAGAGAGAGAGCCUGAGCGAGAGACGGGGAAGCAAGAAGGAAGAAGCCACCGGCGCGUCCGGACAAGAACGCAGGUGUUCCGAGCACCCGAGCUGGAGCUCCGCAGCCGCCAGACAUGUACCGCUCCACCAAGGGCGCCUCCAAGGCGCGCCGCGACCAGAUCAACGCCGAGAUCCGGAACCUCAAGGAGCUGCUGCCACUGGCCAAAGCGGACAAGGUCCGGCUGUCCUACCUGCACAUUAUGAGCCUUGCCUGCAUUUACACUCGAAAAGGAGUCUUCUUCGCUGGAGGCACUCCUCUGGCGGGCCCCACGGGGCUUCUCUCAGCUCAGGAGCUUGAAGAUAUCGUGGCUGCACUCCCCGGCUUCCUGCUUGUGUUCACAGCUGAAGGGAAGUUGCUAUACCUGUCUGAGAGUGUGAGCGAGCAUCUGGGCCACUCCAUGGUGGACUUGGUUGCCCAGGGUGACAGCAUCUACGACAUCAUUGACCCAGCUGACCACCUCACUGUGCGCCAGCAACUCACCCUGCCCUCUGCUCUAGACACUGAUCGCCUCUUCCGCUGUCGCUUCAACACCUCCAAGUCCCUCAGGCGCCAGAGUGCAGGCAACAAACUGGUGCUUAUCCGAGGCCGAUUCCACGCUCACCCACCAGGAGCCUACUGGGCAGGAAAUCCUGUGUUCACAGCUUUUUGUGCCCCACUGGAGCCAAGACCCCGUCCUGGCCCUGGCCCUGGCCCUGGCCCUGGCCCUGCCUCACUCUUCCUGGCUAUGUUCCAGAGUCGUCAUGCUAAGGACCUGGCCCUACUGGACAUCUCUGAGAGUGUCCUAAUCUACCUGGGCUUUGAGCGCAGUGAACUGCUUUGUAAAUCAUGGUAUGGACUGCUGCACCCUGAGGACCUGGCCCACGCUUCUGCUCAACACUACCGCCUGUUGGCUGAAAGUGGAGAUAUUCAGGCAGAGAUGGUGGUGAGACUGCAAGCCAAGCCUGGAGGCUGGACAUGGAUUUACUGCCUCUUAUACUCAGAAGGUCCAGAGGGCCCCAUUACUGCCAAUAACUACCCAAUCAGUGAGAAGGAAGCCUGGAGCCUCCGCCAGCAGCUGAACUCUGAAGACACCCAGGCAGCUUAUGUCCUGGGCACCCCAACCUUGCUGCCCUCAUUUGCUGAGCAGGAACAGUGCUCCAGCUCUAACCCACUCUUCACCCCAGCCAUGGGGGCUCCAAGAAGCACCAAUUUCCCCAGUGCUCCUGAACUGAGUGUUGUCUCAGCACCUGAAGAUCUUCCCCGACCCCCUAAAGAACUGGACUUCAGUUACCUGACAUUCCCUUCUGGGCCUGAGCCUUCUCUCCAAGCAGACCUGAGCAAGGACCUUGUGUGCACCCCUCCCUACACACCCCACCAGCCAGGAGGCUGUGCCUUCCUUUUCAGCCUCCAUGAGCCCUUCCAGACCCACUUGCCUGCCCCAUCCAGUUCUCUCCAAGAACAGCUGACUCCGAGCACCGCGACCUUCUCUGACCAGUUGACACCCAGCAGUGCAACCUUCCCAGAUCCACUAAUCAGCCCUCUACAAGGCCAGCUGACUGAAACUUCAGCCAGAAGCUAUGAAGAACAGUUGACUCCUUGUACUUCCACCUUUCCAGACCAGCUGCUUCCCAGCACUGCCACCUUCGCAGAGCCUCUGGGCAGCCCUGCCCAUGAGCAGCUGACUCCUCCCAGCACAGCAUUCCAAGCACACCUCAAUAGCCCCAGCCAAACUUUCCCAGAGCAGCUGAGCCCCAAUCCCACCAAGACUUACUUUGCUCAGGAGGGAUGCAGUUUUCUCUAUGAGAAGUUGCCCCCAAGUCCUAGCAGCCCUGGUAAUGGGGACUGCACACUCCUGGCCCUAGCCCAACUCCGGGGGCCCCUCUCUGUGGACGUCCCCCUGGUGCCCGAAGGCCUGCUCACACCUGAGGCCUCUCCAGUCAAGCAGAGUUUCUUCCACUACUCUGAGAAGGAGCAGAAUGAGAUAGAUCGUCUUAUUCAGCAGAUUAGCCAAUUGGCUCAGGGUAUGGACAGGCCCUUCUCAGCUGAGGCUGGCACUGGUGGGCUGGAACCACUUGGAGGGCUGGAACCCCUGGACUCCAACCUGUCCCUGUCAGGGGCUGGUCCUCCUGUGCUCAGCCUGGAACUGAAACCCUGGAAAUGCCAGGAGCUGGACUUCCUGGCUGACCCUGAUAACAUAUUCCUGGAAGAGACGCCCGUGGAAGACAUCUUCAUGGAUCUCUCUACCCCAGACCCCAAUGGGGAAUGGGGCUCAGGGGAUCCUGAGACAGAGGGCCCAGGAGGGGCCCCAUCGCCUUGCAACAACCUGUCCCCAGAAGACCAUAGCUUCCUGGAGGACCUGGCCACAUACGAAACCGCCUUUGAGACAGGUGUCUCAACAUUCCCCUACGAUGGGUUUACUGAUGAGUUGCAUCAACUCCAGAGCCAAGUUCAAGACAGCUUCCAUGAAGAUGGAAGUGGAGGGGAACCAGCGUUUUGAAUAAGUCUGUGACUUAACGUCGUCAAGUAUGGCAUAUUGUCAUCAAGACGUGGAGCCGCUCUCCACCCCCCCGGGACUGUUGGGGGGAUUCUGAGGGCUAGA